Molecule: messenger RNA, 1686 nt
Organism: Oldenlandia corymbosa var. corymbosa
Lineage: Eukaryota; Viridiplantae; Streptophyta; Magnoliopsida; Gentianales; Rubiaceae
Source: the annotation of a GenBank genome assembly
AUGUUUGAUGGUUUGAAUAAAGACAUAGAUGCUUGUAUGAGGAAAUUUGAUAGUAUGGUGCAACACGUGUCCCAAGUUCUAACGGUGGGGAUAGCAAUUGAAACUUUAUGUUUUAGUGAUUCCGUAGAUGUUAAUGGCUUUCAAGAGUGUAUUGAUCUACAAAGUGAAUAUGGCAAGUCUACAAGCAGUGAGGAGGUUUCGGGUUCCUCACCAUUGGGGCACGAAGAACAAUGUUGCUUGAAUUCAAUCGGGGUUGAUUUUGCUGCUACGAGUAGUAAGAUGAAGCUGUCAUCAAUUAAAGGUAGCUUAAGGAACUUGUUUCAAGGUCAAAAGAACGAGUCUUUCGAUGAUAGCCAUGUUCGUCAGUCUAGUUUUAUAGCCGAGAUAGCUUCAGAUUUUUCAAAUCUCAGUCACCAAGAACAAGGUGAUGAGACUAAAGACACUUUGCCGACAGCUAAUGAAAUUUUAAAGGGGUUAAUCUGCAAUGGUCGGCAGCACGGGGCAGCCACCGUAUCAGCUUAUUUUCUUUCACAGUUUAGUCAGCAAGAUAAAAGCAUAUUGACGACACUCGGCGUUGAUCAAGCUGAAACAAGCACGACUACAUCAUUGGUGGCUGGUGAGGUAUCCACAAAAUUGAUUUGCAAUGAUGGUGAUCAAACUCGGCAGCUUGAUUUGUCGGCCGAUUAUAUUUCUCUUCAGCAAUUGGAUCAAGACCGUUUGAGGACGCAAGAGGAGGAACGGGAUAAUAUGAGCAAGAUCGAGUUGCCGGAAGUAGAGAGUGUCCCAAAAAAAGGGGUUAGUGGUAAUCAAAGUCACGUUCGGCAUACCAAUUUUAGUGGCGAUCGAGCUAAGCAAACAAUUGUUCCUUCGCAAGCCAAAAAAUGCUCCAAUCAUUCAAGGAUUUACGACAAGAGAGGCUCCGUGAGGUCCAACAACAAAAGGCAUAAGGAGGAGAAAUACAUUGCUUGGCUGGAUUAUGGUGCUACUGUUGAAUGGAAGUUUGAGUUAACCGCUGAUCAGAAGAUCUUGAAAUCAUUAGCUGGUCAAUGGAAAAGGCGUUGCACUAGGGCUUAUGCCAAACUUUUUGGGUCUACACCAAAGAGGAUUGGAGCAUUUCAUGUUGAAAAGAUAGUGGCCAAAAAGGAUGGUGAUAUGAAGCCAAAGGUUAAUGAGAAUAGAGAGUACAAUGAAGAUAAUCGAUUGAAGAAUGAUGAAGCAGAGAUAGAAGUCAUUAAGCCGAUUAAGAACGAUAGGUCGAACAAGAAGGGUAGUAAGACAAACGAUUCGGGUACAGUUAGUAGUGCUACCAUGGCAAGUCCAGUUCUUAAACGAUAUGGUAGCCAGUUUCAGGUUGUGCGUAACAAGAUAGUUACUUCUCCAAUGAAUUCUCAAGGGCAGUCCUUUUCAACAGUCACAAAGGAGGUCAAGAGCAAAGAUGUCAUUUAUGGUUCUAAAGUUCAAGAUGUUGAGAAGCGAAAAGUCAACAGUACUUUUAGUUCUCCCAUUUCAAAUGGCCAGUUUAGUCCAAAAUCAGGCCUCAGUAUUAACAUGGCUCAAGAACAGAGAGGAACCGUAGAAACUAUCCGCGGAGACAAUGAUCACAAGAGUCCAGAUCCAGUUCCAGAGCAAGCGGCAGUUUUAAAGGAAGGUCUCAGCCGUCGCAAAAAAGUAAGCGUGCACCAUUAG